Saccharomyces eubayanus is the source of this 1320-nucleotide messenger RNA. RefSeq names its product H3 histone acetyltransferase RTT109 (gene RTT109). The record is from RefSeq and is a predicted model, not a curated record. Gene Ontology annotation, cellular component: nucleus. Gene Ontology annotation, molecular function: histone H3K56 acetyltransferase activity. Gene Ontology annotation, biological process: DNA damage response. The coding region runs from base 1 to 1320 and encodes 439 amino acids. NCBI's taxonomy places the organism in Eukaryota, Fungi, Ascomycota, Saccharomycetes, Saccharomycetales, Saccharomycetaceae. The transcript has a single exon.
AUGACACUGAAUGAUCUACUAAGUUCCGUAUUACCUGCAAACCAGACAUUCAACUUUCUGUCAUUACAGACUAUACCAGAAGAAACCCAUACUGUCGUAACUCCGGAUAGAUAUGACAAAAGGGUCGCAGAGCGCACCAUCAAGACCCAGCACUUCUUUUCUCUAUUUCAUCAGGAGAAAGUUUUUUUUUCAUUAGAAGUGUAUGUUUACAUUACACUUUGGGGUGAGAUGAAUGCCGAUCGGUUAGUAUUCGUAUCGAAAGCAGACACGAACGGGUAUUGCGAUACAAAGAUAAGUAUCAGGGACGUAACCAAAGCGCUCCUGAAAUAUGUUUUAUCAAUUGACCCGAAUUACUAUCUCCAAAGAGUAAAACCCAUAGAAAGACCAUACAAAAAAAUGAACGUUAAGCUGAUCACUCCAGCAGGUACGCCAGCGGAAUCUCUGAGGACACUGGCCGAGAGACUCAAGCAAUUCGGUUCCACGAAACUCAAUGGGCCAGCAAUCUCAUUGUAUCAGCAAGAUUUCUACCAUUCCUUCACAUGUUCUCGUAAGAUUUUGACCAAAAUUUGUUUAUUUACUCGACCUGCAUCUCAAUACCUCUUCCCAGAUUCUUCGAAAAAUAGCAAAAAGCAUAUACUAAAUGGAGAGGAGCUACUUAAAUGGUGGGGCUCAAUUUUGGAUAGUCUACUGGUUGAUUAUUUCCAGAAUGAUACACAGGCGAAAUUAAGGAUCCCAGGUGAGGACCCUGCUCGAGUAAAAUUAUACUUAAGGGGAAUGAAAUACCCGCUGUGGCAAGUGGGCGAUAUUUUUACGCCCAGUGAAAAAUCUCUUGCGGUGUAUAGCAUACCAUUAUUCCCAGACGAUCCUAAAGCUAGAUUUAUACACCAAUUGGCUGAGGAAGACCGUCUUCUCAAGGUAAGUUCAUCAACCUUCUGGAUUGAGCUGCAGGAGCGUCAAGAGUUCAAGUUGAGUGUAACAGUAUCAGUGAUGGGCGUAUCAGGAUACACCCUUGCAACCCCAACCCUAUUACCGUCUAGUGCAGAUGUCAUCGUGCCAAGGUCAAAAAAACAAUUCAAAGCCAUCAAGAAAUACGUCACUGGAGAAGAAUACGAUACUGAAGAAGGUGCCAUAGAGGCGUUUCUCAAUAUUCGUGACUUCCUCAUGCUUAGACUGGCAACAAAUCUUCAGGUUUUGACAGGGAAAAAAGAAUAUCGGGCAAGAAGCCAAUUGACCCCCACAAGUAAAGUCAAUAACAUGACGGUAACCAUGCUGAAACCCCGUAAAAAAUCCAAGACCCAAGCCACAACCCGCAAUAAAUAG